AUGGCCUCUCUGUGGAAGGGGUCCAUCUCCCUGCCUGAUGGUCUUCCUCAGCCUUCUCUUGAAAGCAUCGAAUUCCUUUCGAGCACCCCAGAUGCUGGGAACGCUUAUAAUCCCAAACCUGAAACUGAUGGCACUAUAUUCAAUGGUGCCGAAUUACGAGUCCAAGCUGUUGUUGAAGCUUCUAGGGUGCCGUUAUGGCUGUCUUGUGGACCAAGUUUCGAUGUUCAAACUGAGAACGAGGGGACGGCAAACUUCUUGAUGAACAUAUUCGUUCAACAAACUAGUCAGAAACGUUCAUCCGAGUCUGAAGAUAGGGAAGAAGGGGAAGCAGAAGGGCAAGGGGAUGAUGGAGAACACGGAGAAGACGACAAUGAUGCGUCGGAAGCUACCGAAUAUGAAUCAACAAAUAAGGCGCUCGUCGUCAGAGUUACCUACGAAACCGCACCUGAGGAAAUCGAAAAGCCUAUAAUCACUGAACUUGUACUCUAUGGCACAUUAUCUUCCGAUGUGCUACCCUCCGAAACCACCCAAUCUAGCAAUUCCGAUUCGCAGAUAGCACCCGUCCCACCUACAGGACCUCCGUCACUAUCUGUAUACGCUCUUCCACUCUCCUCUCGCCUUCUUAAGGAGAAAAAACUCCAAACUUCCGUCAAGUCCGAAUCGCUUGAACCCGGAAAAGCAAGGUUUCUAGCUCCAAUCAUUGGUCGCAAACGCAAAUUCCACGCCGUAUUUACGGAAUACGACAAGAAACAAGCGUAUUAUGCCACCCUACCGCCUGGCCUUCGUCGCUGCUGGCAUAAGAGAAGUGAUAGUAUUGCAUCUCUUCAAGAGGACAGCAACGAGAACAAUGCCAGUAUAGGAAAUGGGGAUUCGCAGAAGAGUAGAUUAUUUUCGCGAUCGGUUGGCCCAGCUGCUUCAAGUCAACCCGUCACUUCAGUCGACUUUAGGAAAACUAUCAAUGAGGACACAAGGUAUAAAAGAGAGAGGAGCACGUCGGUGUUUCAGGCACGACUACGAGAAGCUGCUGAGCGACCAGAUCCGUCACGUCGAGAGUCCUCUGUUAAACCCGUACGCUCCAGCGGGGAUUACUCUGCUUUACGAAGGGCCGAAACAUUUGCUGGAUCACGAACACGAAACCAGACUCCCGAAACCAGACCAGGAUCAGGAGCUAGUAUUAAUAAUAACAACAGUGCAAAUCUUGGGGGCAGUACGGCUGCUGUACCUACUACGAACAAAUUUGCUGAACGGAACAAAGUAGCUGCACAGAAACUUAUAUUGGCAUCCAUGCGACUUUACGGAUUUACGCGUGCAAGAGCUGGUGAAGUGAAAAUGGAAAGCGAAGAAGAGGAAUAUAAACUAGUAUUCCACACCACAUUGCGGUCACUGACAUGUGCUAUGAGGAAAUCAUGGAAUUCGGAAAUAAUUGGGAUUUCCAGAUUGAAAGAAACAACCGAGUACCUUAUGAAGGCAUUCGUUGGCGGGUCCGGGGUAGUGCAUGGGAGCAGUGAUAGAGAGGAAGACGACUUCAAAGACAAGGAGGAAGAAAACCCGUUCAGAAAGUCCAGGGUCGGGAGGAUGAGCGUCAUUCUCAGCGGAGCGAUUAGCCGCGAUGAUACGCUCGUUGGAGAGGACAGCAUACUGGGUGGCAGCUUUCUUGGGGAGAGCCUGUUGGGGGAUGGUCUAGUCUCCGAUGAUUGA
Orbilia oligospora ATCC 24927 is the source of this 1698-nucleotide messenger RNA. RefSeq lists its product as uncharacterized. Bases 1 to 1698 code for a protein of 565 amino acids. Lineage: Eukaryota; Fungi; Ascomycota; Orbiliomycetes; Orbiliales; Orbiliaceae. The transcript is spliced from 2 exons. The record is from RefSeq and is a predicted model, not a curated record.